CUUUUCAUAAUGACUCUCAUCAUCUCUCGCCAGCCCCAAGAUACACUCACUCUGAAGCGGCUCUACUUUUCAGUGCCUGGCGUCCCCUUCCUUCCAAUAGUGACAAUUGUCUGCAACAUCCUACUUCUGUUGCAGUUGAGUCCGGCCACUUGGAUUCGUUUCGGCACCUGGAAUGGCCUGGGUACAUAG
Messenger RNA from Protopolystoma xenopodis, 189 nucleotides. The record is from the annotation of a GenBank genome assembly. NCBI's taxonomy places the organism in Eukaryota, Metazoa, Platyhelminthes, Monogenea, Polystomatidea, Polystomatidae.